This is a messenger RNA of Darwinula stevensoni, 510 nucleotides long. The record is from the annotation of a GenBank genome assembly. NCBI's taxonomy places the organism in Eukaryota, Metazoa, Arthropoda, Ostracoda, Podocopida, Darwinulidae.
AUGGAGUACUGUUUGACAUUGGGAGUGUUUUCCUGUCUGUUCUGGACUGUAUCAGUCUUGGAACCCUUAGUGUACUGGCCAACGCACUAUGGGAAACGGUACGGGACCGUGUCCUUCGAGUUCCAGGUUGCUAACUUCGCGGAAUGCAAAAACACGUGCGUUUCGAAGCAGGCGUCCCAGCCGUGCUACGCUUUCAACUAUAGAGAAUCAGAUGGAUCCUGUCAGUUGGUGUACGAGAACAGUGCCCAGCUCGUCCCAGCGGAUGGGUUCAAGGCAUUCGCCCAAUUCCUGUGCCUGACGGAAUACCCGAGGAUCGAGAACGCGAAGGAGUCUUACUUGAAUUGGACGGGCGAGUACCCAGCCCCGAAAGGUGCAAUGGUGCUCUUCACCUGCCCAAAUAAUUUUACAGACAACAUUGACGUUCACAAUGCGAGAUGCUGCGCCAGCAUUCCAGACGCCUGGUGCUCCACAUUCUUGGAAGAGGAGGAGGCCAUCAUCUGUCCACCAUGA